This is a messenger RNA of Capsicum annuum, 513 nucleotides long. Its product is annotated as secreted RxLR effector protein 161-like. The transcript has a single exon. Lineage: Eukaryota; Viridiplantae; Streptophyta; Magnoliopsida; Solanales; Solanaceae. The record is from RefSeq and is a predicted model, not a curated record. Bases 1 to 513 code for a protein of 170 amino acids.
AUGACCCAUCAGCAGAAGUAUGUAAAAGAACUUAUCAAGAGAUUCUCCAUGAAAGAAACAAAAGAAAUAAGCACUCCAAUUGUCACUGCUACAAAGCUUGAUUUGGAUGAAACAAGUUCUGAUGUGGAGCAAAAUAUGUACAGAGGGACGAUAGGGUCAUUGCUAUAUCUUACAACAAGCAGGCCUGAUAUUGUGUUUAGUGUAGGAUUAUCUACUAGAUUUCAAUCUACUCCUAAGAAGUCUCAAGGAGUCUCAUCAACCGUAAAAAGGAUCUUUAGAUAUCUCAAAGGAACCAGUGAUCUUGGUUUAUGGUACCUAAAAGGUAGUAAUUUCAACUUGGUUGGAUAUUCUGAUGCUGACUAUGCAGAAUAUUUGGUUGACAGGAAGAGCACUACAGGCAUGACACAUUUCCUUGGAUCAUGUUUAAUUACCUGGUCCACUAAGAAGCGAAAUUCAAUAGCCUUGUCUACUGCUGAAGCUGAAUAUGUUGUUGCAGGAUCUUGUUGUGCUUAA